GUUUUGGAACACGUCUAAUAUGUGUUGUGUGUGUGUUUUGAUGACGUAAAGCGGGUUUUGAUCCUACAUAGGCCUCGGAUUAAUUUUUGAUCAAAAUGUUGCGGUUUUUAAGUCGGCGAAGGGGUCGAAAUACGUUAAAGUCCUUACAGGUCAAAUCAGGAACUGAUAGAUUUGCCCCAAAUAAACAUGCUGUACAGUGCAAAGUAAUCCUUCUUGACGGAACUGACCUUUCAAUAGAUCUGUCAAAAAAGGCCAUUGGGAAUGAUCUGUAUGAGCAGGUUUUUUACUCCUUGGACUUGAUAGAAAAAGACUAUUUUGGCCUGCAGUAUACGGAUGCCAACAAUGUUCAGCAUUGGUUGGAUCCCACAAAGGCUGUGAAGAAACAAGUGAAAAUUGGUCCACCAUAUACAUUGAGACUAAAAGUGAAAUUUUACUCAUCUGAACCAAAUAGUUUGCGGGAAGAAUUGACACGCUACCAGUUUUUUUUGCAACUGAAGCUGGACAUCUUGGAAGGACGUCUUGAAUGUCCGUUUCAGACGGCUGUGGAGCUAUCUGCACUGGCUUUGCAGUCGGAACUAGGAGAUUAUGAAGAAGUCUAUCAUACUCCUGCUGUGGUCUCAGAGUUUAGAUUUGUUCCAAAUCAAACAGAGGAAAUGGAAAUUUCUAUUCUGGAAGAAUACAAAAAAUGCAGGGGACUCACACCAGCUAUGGCAGAGACCAAUUAUUUGAACAAAGUAAAAUGGCUGGAUAUGUAUGGAGUUGACAAUCACAUAGUUUUGGGUAAAGAUGGCUGUGAAUACUCCCUAGGACUUACACCUACUGGGAUUUUAGUAUUUGAAGGUCCUCAAAAAAUUGGACUCUUCUUCUGGCCCAAGAUUGGAAAACUGGACUUCAAGAAGAAGAAGCUAACACUUGUAGUUGUGGAAGACGAUGAUCAGGGUAAAGAACAAGAGCACACAUUUGUUUUCCGGCUUCACAAUGAGAAGGCGUGCAAACAUUUAUGGAAGUGUGCAGUUGAACAUCAUGCAUUCUUCAGACUUCGAGCACCUGUGAAAGGUCCCUCGGCGAGGCAAAACUUUUUCCGAAUGGGUUCUAGGUUUAGAUACAGUGGUAAGACUGAGUUCCAGACAACACAGCAAAAUCGUGCUAGACGUACUGUGCAGUUUGAACGUCGUCCUAGUCAGAGAUAUGCUCGAAGACAGUCUCAUGUUCUGCGGGAAAGGCAAAGAAAUGUCCAGCCAUGUGUAUGCAGUGAUGCUUCUAGUGAGAGGUCAGUGCAACCUGCAAGUGGUCCUGCACCGGAUAAAUCUGUAGAGCACGAAGAUGCAGCCUCCAGCACAGCUGCAUCAGAUAAGGAUUGCAAACCAUCAUCUCCAAGUCUAUAUUCCAGUGAAAUUCCUUCAUCAUGCAGUCCUACUCUAAAGAAGAAUAUGUCUUCAACCAGUUCUGGGGCUUCGCCAACGCCAGAUUCAAAAGCAGCAUUGGCUUGUUCAUCUGAAAACCACUUUGAUUCACUGCUCAAAAGCCUCGUAAAAGAUACUUUAGGUAGCAGCAACACUGAUUGUUCAAAGAAUGAUGCAUCUUCAUCAUCUUCACCAUCAGCCAGUAAAACAGAAGAACGUGAAAUCCCUGCAGACAAAGGGUAUAGUGGUGAAUUAUUGCCAAACAACCAAAAUAGUCGCUUUACUGCAGGCACAGGGGCUGCCAAACCAAUCCCACCAGACCAGUUGAAGUGCAAUAUUUUAAAAGCAAAAGUAGAAGAAGAGUUGAAGUGGUCUGGUGGAGAUUCGAAUGAAAGAAAUAUAGAAAAGAAUAUUAUCUCUGGGAAAAAGCUUUUCAUUGAAUCUGCUAAUGCUGUGCCAUUCGACACCACUUUAAGUGCAACAUUUGUUUCCGUGGGUGGUGACAAGCUUACUCUGCCUUUGGGAGUCUCCACAUCUCUCUCCACCAGCAGUGUUUCUGGACCCUUAACAGAUAUUGAAGAAUCCAGCGUCGAAGAACGAGAAAGUGUAACUUUUAAACAGAAACGUUCGACCACACCAGUUACUGUAACACACUUCUCAUGGUCAGACUGUGGGAAAAUUGAGAAAGUUGUGUUGCCGUCGCCAUCGGAGCAAACAAGAACUACUAAGUCGCUAAAUACCCCUUCUUCUUUGGUUUUUACUAACAGUGUAGAUGUUCAUGAUGAUCCGCUUGUAUCACCCAAACCAGUCUCUCUUUCACCUACUAAUUCAGAUGACACACAGAAUGAUCCUGGUAGUGUUGACAUUUAUUAUAAUGCAUGCAAUCCAUUUUCCAACUAUUUUUCAUCUUCUAAACUACAAGGAUCAGAGAAGAAAGGUGUCAAUCCAACAAAUCCAUUUCACAAUAGAUCUUCUGAAAAACCAAAUCCAUUUUUGAUGUCAUCUAAUCCAUUCAAAAAUAUUGAGGCUUCAAUUGGAGACAAAAAUAAGAAAUCCCAAACAUCUAAGAAUUUGCAAGAAACUGCAAAAAAUGUUGAUGUAUCACCACCAUCUCCAAAGUAUGAUACUUCACUUGUAACAACCUCACCUAUGUCACCGAAGCAGACAGAGUUCCAGCCCGAUAGGUCGACAGCUCUCGAUCCUGCAAAAACUUCAAGGGAAGCAUUUUUUGCGGCAGAGGAAAGCCAAGGUAACGACUCUGUAUCGAAAGUCAACAGCAACACGGCAGUUAAGACUGUGGCACCAGUUCCCACAAGUCUCAACCAGUUGUCGCCAUGGCUCGUGCCUUCUGACAACGCUCCAGUACCAUCUCUUCUGGCCAAGAGCAAACCUGAACCUGUGAUUCGCAAGACAGUUAUCACUACAGAGUUAUAACUUAUACAAAUUUUCAUAAGCAUCCCAGAAUUUGUGUGGCAAUCCGAUAAGGAAACUUGAGUAUUUGUCAUCUAUAUGACCAGCAAAAGUAGUACACAAUAGUUAACACUAAAAAGAAUAAUAGGACAUAUUAGUCAAUCUAAAAGUUUAAACUGUGCCAUUAUGUUUUUACUUAAUAUUAUGUUUAAUUACAGCAGUAUGUAGUUGGAUGCAUAAAAACCUUAUUUCAACUUGUUAAGUACCGGAGUGAAACAGUAUUGGGCAAGAGAGUUCUGUGGAAAGUUUGCUUUUGUUAGGAGUACUUAAGAUGGAUGAUAUAUUAUUUUGUAUGUAAUUUUUUAUGUAUGUAGUAUAUAGUGUUUGCAAAAGUUUUUGAUAAUAUUGAAGUACAUUUUGUUCUUUUAUUUUGUUAUUUAUAUAAAAUUUAAUUUAAUUUAUUUCUGUCAUUUAGUAUUUGUUUGUUAAGAUGAAUUGUACAGGGUUUAGUUCAAAAGUAAGUGUCCUCAUCUUAAGAAAAAUCGUGAAACAGUAUUACAGAAUCUUAAAAAUAUUACCUUAACAAAAAUAAUUCCUGCGAAAUUUCUGUAAAAUAGCUCACUUUUUGUACGUUAUUUUUUAUAUCACAAAGAAAUGCUAUGUUUAUUUGCCAGUCAUGUUCAUCAUGAAUGUAACUUUGUUAUUACUUAUUAGAGCCAUUUUAGUGGCUCUUUGGCUGCAGAAAGACUGGAAGUAUUUUAAAACAAAACCAAAAGCAUAUGGAUAAUAGUAACAAAUCUCCCAUUUGAAUUGAGAAACAUUUCUUUUCAUUUUUUUGGUGAGCAUAAUUGGGACCAACGUUCUUUUGAACCUUUUUGUAAAAAAAACUGGAAUGGCUUUAAUUGGUGCAGAGUUUUUGAGGAUUCUACCAUAUUUGACUGAGCAUAUAAUCAAUUGGGACAGGAAUUGUUUUGCUUACUGUGAAAUGAUUUCAUGAUACAUUCACAAUUUUUGAGAAAUAGGCUUAUAUAUAUAUACACACAUAAAUAUAUAUACAUAUACACACUCCACAUUUAAAAUGACAAAAAUAGUCCAUGUUUUCAAUUGUCUAAGGAAUUUUUGACAUUGCAAUUUUGUAAGACAGUAGUUUGUUUAUUUUCUGUUAGAAUGGAGAACAUAGUGCAUGUUUUUGAUAGCACCCUUAAAUGUUUUUAAGCCUCCAUUGUUUGAGUUUGAACUGCUGAAAAUAGUGUGUUUUUGAUCGAUUGCGUACAUGAAUGUACCUAGGUGAAAGUGCGAUAGUGUCUGAAAAAAGUAUAUUGCCACAUAAACAUGUGAAGAUGCAAUAAACCAAUUGAUUUUGUGAUAUUUAAAUUAAAUAUAAAAGAAAUUUUAUAUGUUGAUGACAGAUUUUUACAAAUGCAACAAAUGGUAUAUUUAAAACUUUUCCAUAACCAAAACUGAAAAUAUUCAUAGAGCACUGCCGUAAAAGUUUUUUUGCCUAAAUGAAGCAUUAUUUAUUUGUCAGUCCAUUUAUGUAUUUGUGUAUCUAUUUAUGUAUACAGGAUAUAACAAGUUAUGGAUAGUAAAAUCGUAAGGUCCAAAACUCAGCAGUGAGGAAGGCCUUUUCAUUAGCUGGAAAAAAAUCAUUCAUAUUGCAUGUGUUACAAAGUUUUGUGCAGAUACAUAGGUCUAAAUAUAUUUAAUUGAAAGCUGACUGUAGUUAAAUGUGUUUAAUUAACUUUUACUAUUAAUGAUAUCAUUCCAGUAGGUUUUUUAUAGCAAAAUCAAAUUAUUUUUAUAAUGAAAUCAAGAAAAAACUAUGACAAAAUAUGCAAAUUUAUUUUACUGUUGAAGUUUGUCCCUAAUAAUCAUUCAAUAAUUUAACACCUGAAACUUUCAAAUAUUUACGUAGUUAUUAAAAAAUUUUUUUUGCAGUUUGUAGCAAUUUUAUUUCUUUAAAAUACCUCAUUCUUCUGCAAAGAUUAUCACUGAACUUUUAUUCAAACACUUCUAUAAGUGUUUCAGAUGCUGUUGAAUCUUGUAAAUCAAUUGUGACACCCACCUUGCACAAACCUUAUGAAAGUUAAGUCCGUGUCUUUCAUAGCUCUUGUGAUCCAGGUUUGUGACAUUUCAAUGGGAAGGUAGUAAUGUGAUGAUCACAUUUUUGACUGGUCUUACUAAAAAUGGUAAUGUAAUAGGGAUAAAUGUUGCGUGAUUCAGUAGAGAAAUUGUACUCAUAAAUUGAGUGUCAUGCCAGGGAGCUGGGAUUAAAUCAUUCCUGGUUGCUACAUGAGCAGGAUACCAUGCUAGACCCUAUAAUUCUCAUUAACUAGCAGAAAUGCUGAAAUAACAUUGUUUUUGGUAGCUGUGUUAGGCAUCCUACACUUCCAAAACAUGUUAGUUGUAAUAAUGCACCAUUUGAAUGCUAAUGCAUUUUUAUCCAUACACUAGCCAUGGACUUUUAUUGCUAAGGGGAAAGGAAAAGUUUGGUAAAAUAUUAGGUUUCAUAUUCAGACUCUCUCCUGUUGUUGCCAUAAAUUUCUAAUUUUCUUUGUUUUGGCAGAGGGGCGGGGGUUUGCUUCUUUUGUAGAGAAACUUCAUAAACUUUCUUUUGGACUGCCCAUCAUGUAGUUGACAAUUGUGUUGUAUAUUUUAUGUAGUUUAUUAUGUAUAUAAAUAUGUAAAUCCUAUGUCCUUAAAGUUCUUCAAUUUUGUAUCUAUUUUUUUUUUAAAUUACUGUUGUUUUAUGUUGCCAUAUAGUCUUUAGAUGCCAUUUACAAAUAAUAAUUUUUGAUAAUUUAAUUUCAUGUAUACCUUAAGUAAUCUGAUGGCUGAGAAUGCAAUGUUUGAAUACUAUAUGCCAUUUAUUACAUUAGGAACUCUUUAUGCCCUUUGAUUGCAUGCUUUCCUAUAUUUUGUAUCAGUUCAUACAUCCUUCUGUUUAUGAUUGCACAGUAUAAUACAUUUUUAUACUUUGGCAACAUUUUAUUUUAGUUCCUUAUAAAGGUUUAAAGUAAUAAGGUCUGUGGUUUAUUUUUCUUUUAAUAGUUGUAGCUUCUGAACUAAUAACAGAAUUUAUUUCAAGAGAAAUAUCCAUUGUAUUUAUUUAGAAAUAUUAACAACUCCUUGAUGCUGGAGGGCAUAGUGAGGGGGAGCUUACAAAUUAAUUUAAUUUCGUAUUACAUCUUUGCCAAAGUUGGGACUCAAACCCACAACCUCAGCUCUAGAAGUCAGUUGCACUGGUCACUACACGAUAGAGACAGUCUAAUUAGAGCUGGGCCGAUGUUGGUCACAAACACUGUUAUAGAUUUUGCCGCUCACCGAGAUCGCUCAACACAUUACAAACUGAUAAGAGGUCAAAUGUCCUUGGAACACCAAGGUCAUUAGACACAGAUGGAGUAGUGAUGGAAAACCAUGGUGAGGGAAAUUUGAAUACCUCAAGAAAACUCACCAACUCACUGCAACGUCCAUCACACUGCUCGCCUGCAAAGUACCCACCCGGGUUUGACCUAAAUGAUUAUCCAAUUAACCAAAAUAUAAACAUAAUUAUAUUCCUUUUUAAAAAACUUUGAUUUUUGAGUCCUUUAAAACACUUCUUAACAUAGUUUACUGCAGUUGUAUUGUUUCAUUAAUUAACUAGUAUUUGAAUUUCAUGUCAUAACUAGGAAAUUGUACAAGCCAAAAUAUUAAGGACUUAUUAUAGCAAGAAUAUGUUUCCAUGCUUAGUGUUGUGUGUGCAAGCAUUACCACCAAUAAUUUGCCUAUAGAGCUAUGACAUUCACAUAAUAAUGAAUAUAAUGUAGCAAGUUUUAGAUACCUAAUGUAUAACAUGAAUGUGUACUUUUAAUAUACAUGAAAAGUGUAAUCGGUGCUAUAUUACUAUAUAAUUGAAGAAAUUUUUUUAAACUACUUGAAUGGUGCUUAAUAGAAAAAUUGAUGCAGUUAGUAAUAAUUCUACAGAUGAGUCCCUAACCUAUAAAAGCUACAUAUUCUCAAUUUCUUAUUUGAAUUGUGUUUGUAAAUUAAAAAAAAAGCAAUAGCCAGUGUUGGACAGUGUAUGCCUGAUCAGCAAAAUGUAUGACCUGCCCAGCUCUAAGAAUAAUGUAGAACUUAUUGAAGGCCUAAUGUUGAUCAGUUUUUAAAUUAUUGCUUAUUAGAAUAAACAGAUCAAAUAAUUCUGUCUUUGUUUAAAAAAAUUAUUUUACAUUCUGUCUAGUAUUUCACUUAUGUUGAAUAACCAUGAACCAUUUUUUAUACUCAAUUUUGUGUCUAGCUUUGUAUUUAAGGUUCUUAUUAAAUGUACAGGCAAAUGCAUUAAAGCUGAGAAAGGAAUAUUAUAUAACAUUUUUUUGUACAUAAAUAUAAAAUAUAUUGCCAAUAAA
This is a messenger RNA of Bacillus rossius redtenbacheri, 7198 nucleotides long. Its product is annotated as band 4.1-like protein 5. The record is from RefSeq and is a predicted model, not a curated record. NCBI's taxonomy places the organism in Eukaryota, Metazoa, Arthropoda, Insecta, Phasmatodea, Bacillidae. The transcript has 18 exons. Gene Ontology annotation, cellular component: cytoskeleton. Bases 96 to 2837 code for a protein of 913 amino acids. Gene Ontology annotation, molecular function: cytoskeletal protein binding.